ACCACUACAACUGCAGCACCUACAACGACAACACCUACUACCACAACUACAACUGAAACUCCAACGACAACCACAACUGCAGCACCUACUACUACAACGACAACUACAGCUGAAGCUCCUACGACCACCACAACUGCAGCACCUGCUAUGACAACUACAUCUGAAGCUCCUACGCCCACUACAACUGCAGCACCUACAACUACAAUGACAACUGUAACUCCUACCACAACUACAACUGAAACUCCAACGACAACCACAACUGCAGCACCUACUACUACAAUGACAACUGUAGCUCCUACUACAACUACAACUGCAGCUCCAACGACAACCACAACUGCAACACCUACUACAACAAUGACAACUGUAGCUCCUACGACAACCACAACACCUACUACAACCAUUACAACAGAAUCACCUAUAACAACAACAACUGUAGCUUCUACAACAACAACUGUAGCUCCUACGACCACUACAACAGCAUCACCUACUACGACAACUACAACUGAAGCUCCUACGACAACCACAACUGCAGCACCUACUACUACAAUGACAACUGUAGCUCUUAUGAUUACUACAACAGCAACACCUACUACUACAACUACAACUGAAGCUCCUACGACAACCACAUCUGCAGCAACUACUACUACAAUGACAACUGUAGCUCCUACGACUUCUAAAACUGAAGGACCUACUACGAACAACUACAACUGAAGGUCCUACGACAACCACAACUGCAGCACCUACUACGACCACUACAACUGCAGCACCUACAACGACAAGUGUAGCUCCUACGACCACCACAACUGAAGCACCUACAACGACAACAGUAGCUUCUACGACAACAACUGUAGCUCUUACGACCACUACGACUGCAGCACCUACUUUUACAACAACAGCAGA
Coregonus clupeaformis (lake whitefish) is the source of this 900-nucleotide messenger RNA. RefSeq names its product integumentary mucin C.1-like. The transcript has 2 exons. Lineage: Eukaryota; Metazoa; Chordata; Actinopteri; Salmoniformes; Salmonidae. The record is from RefSeq and is a predicted model, not a curated record. The annotation marks the transcript as partial.